Messenger RNA from Cladocopium goreaui, 1127 nucleotides. NCBI's taxonomy places the organism in Eukaryota, Dinophyceae, Suessiales, Symbiodiniaceae. The record is from the annotation of a GenBank genome assembly.
GGUACCGAAACUCGAAAGCACUCUGGAGAUGGAGGAGGGCUUCGCAGUGACGGCCUUGAUCUUCCGUGAUGAGGACACUUCCAGAGCGUUCGUGAUAGCUUGCCGGCCAGAAGCUCCCUCUCGAGGUAUCAAGCAUUACAUCCGGAUUUGGCCCUGUGAUCCUUUAAGUGGUGACCCACAGAUGCCAGGCACAACUUCACAGUCGCUAGCACCAAGGGCUUUGCAACGAGACGGCGUUAUCGCUUCCCUGGAGGAUCAUGUUGCGCCUGUGUCACAUUUGGCUGUGAACAGUACCUGUUUGGUGUCGUGUGAUGCGUCUGGAGAGUGCAGACUAUGGCAGAAGAACAGGGCGAUGGCUUGCCGGGCGACUGCGCGUUUGCACAAGGGUCCAGUGGUGGACGUGGCAGUGGAUCGGCACUUCGUCUACUCCCUUGGCGAGGAAUCCAACCUGCGGAUUUGGUCGAUGGAGUUGAAGGAAGUUGCCGUCAUCCAAAUCGACAGCAUCGAGGCAUCUUGUCUCAUGGGCUCCUUUGAUGCCCCACUGCCACUUCUCAGCGUUCCAAGUCAGGCAAACCCCAACGAGAAGGACACAGCCUCGUCCAUUCAGUUUUCUCGACUUUCAGCCUUGAAACGACCUGUGUCAAGAUGGUCGGGCGGACAGGCAGCUUCAGGAAGAGGCACCACCAGCACGCCGCGCGGCUUGCUUUUCGUUGCUGCCACAAUGUCCAAAGGUCAGUCUGCUGCCGGUGAAAAUGCUGGCGUGCUGAUGGAAUGGAGCAUUGGGUCAACAUCUUGUUGCCAGAGUGCUGUCAUUGCCCAUGAUGUGCCAAUCGCGUCUAUCGCUUAUGGCCCCUGCGACAAUGGCCCGCUCAUCACUUGUGAUGUCACUGGACUGUGCCGUAUUUGGGAUUGUUCCCCAAGGCUGUGGUGCUCACAGCAAAUCGAAGCCUCACCAGGCGCUCAAAACUCGCAAUCGCUCGCCAAAGUUAGCGUGGCGUCGGAUCCUACGAACUCCUCCCUCUACUCUGUCGCAGGAGAAAAGAGGCUCCUAGUUUGGUGCCAGAGGAGUGCCAACAUCGCUCCAAUCGGCUCCCCUUGAGCCGUUUGUCGACAUUUGUCAUUGCUUC